Messenger RNA from Hypanus sabinus (Atlantic stingray), 7349 nucleotides. It is a transcript of the gene skila, whose product is annotated as SKI-like proto-oncogene a. Gene Ontology annotation, molecular function: RNA polymerase II cis-regulatory region sequence-specific DNA binding; SMAD binding; DNA-binding transcription factor activity, RNA polymerase II-specific. The record is from RefSeq and is a predicted model, not a curated record. The coding region runs from base 938 to 3160 and encodes 740 amino acids. NCBI's taxonomy places the organism in Eukaryota, Metazoa, Chordata, Chondrichthyes, Myliobatiformes, Dasyatidae. The transcript has 7 exons. Gene Ontology annotation, cellular component: nucleus. Gene Ontology annotation, biological process: negative regulation of BMP signaling pathway.
GAGUUAGGGGUGGGAGGGGGUGGAGAAAAGGAGAAGAUCCGCUCCGAUCUAAACCUCUACUCACCGUGACGAUCUCGACAGCUCGCAGGCGGCGGCAGGGGAAAGGAGGGAAGCUCGACUAGUGACAGCCCCCACCCGGCGUCCAGCGACCCGAGGCCCGAGGCAGGCAGCAGGCUGUGUCGGUAGCUGCCUUGAAGAGGGGUCGCGUCUAGCUUGUCAGACGUCAAUCAGCAGGGUUCUCCUCCUACCGCCGCCUCCACCUCCCCUCACCCACCUUCCCACCCCAUCGCCUUCAUCCUCCACUGGAAGUGGAAGGGGUUCCUAUUGGGAAUACAAACCGUCGGCAGAACGAUCAGCAUCUGGAAGGAUUGUCCCGCCCCAUCCACUGUCUGCCGUCAUUGACCCGCAGCCGGAGCUGGUUUGGCUUGAAAGUCAGCCGUGUGAAGGGAGAGGAUUGUUUGAAUUCGGCCGUGGGACUGUUCGGCGCGCAUUUGGCGUAUCCCACGUGAAUUAGCGCUCCGGCUCCAAGUGCUUUCUGGUUGGAAGGUGUAUUUCCUUCUGUCUGGCCACGGAUCAAAAUCAGUGCUGAGUAAUUUAUUAGAAAAGCAGGUCGCUUCGCCACCUGCUGAGCAGAUCGUGUGUGUUGUGUGUGUGUGUGUGUCUGUCUGUCUGUGUCUGGCUGUAUGUGUGUGUGGUCUUUGUAUCGUUGGUGGGAUUGGAUUAAUGCAACGCGAAUAUUUCAACGUGGGAGCAGUCAAAUCUGAUCCUUUGGCUGAAGUAACAGAGACUUUUGAGAAAUUGUUCAAUGAUGUGUGACCACAAUAUGUUGAAACGCACGCAGAAGAUCAUUGUCUGCUGAUUCUUACAGGAACGCGCCACUUUCAUAUUGUGUCUGGAAAUCUAACAAGCACGCUGUCUGGCUGUUUUCCCAGUGAAGAUGGCAAGUGCACAAGGAGCUUUGAGAGUGAGAGAUGUAAUAACCUUGGGCGAAGUAAUGGUGAAGAAGGAGCCUCUGUGUGAUGCAGUAGGAGAGAGACGCAACGCAGGAAAGGCAUUAGAUGGUAGAAUUACAAACGUGCCCAGAGCCCACGGGGUAAAGCAGGAAUGCGGCCAAGCCCCAGGAGACGAGGAGACAUCAGGUACAGAUGCAAUUAUGUCCAAAGCAUGCCUGCUGUCUGGAGUCCGUCCCUUGGAUCUUAACCCAGCCCUGAAACACACCUUGGCACAGUUCCAUCUAAGCAGUCAGAGUUCCCUUGGUGGGCCAGCAGCGUUCUCAGCCCGUUGUUCCCAAGAAUGCAUGUCGCCAGGAAUGCUUGUGCCCAUGAGAUCACCCCCUGCGUUGCCAGGCCCACUGCUUAUACCCUCAGACAGUUCAACUGAACUCACACACACGUUACUUGAGGGAGAGUCUAUCUCAUGUUUCAUGGUUGGUGGAGAGAAGAGGUUAUGCUUGCCACAAGUCUUAAAUUCAGUGCUUCGAGACUUCUCGCUACAACAGAUCAAUGCUGUAUGUGAUGAAUUGUACAUUUAUUGUUCAAGGUGUACAGCAGAACAACUACAGAUUCUCAAGGUCCUGGGCAUCUUGCCCUUUAACGCUCCAUCCUGUGGACUUAUAACCCAGACUGAUGCUCAGAGGUUAUGCAAUGCCCUGGUUCACCCUGGUACCCUGCCCCCUGAAGCCAGCCGACUCCCCGGAAAAGCAGGCCUUUCCCAGUUGCAGAACGGGUCCAGCUUUGAGGUCGAGCAUUGGUGUCUUGGGAAAUGCCAAGGUUUAUUUGUGCCACACCUUUACAACCACCCUGAUGCCGCCUGUAUUCAGUGUGUGGACUGUCACAUGAUGUUUUCCCCACAGAAGUUCGUGUUGCACUCGCACAGGUUACCAGAUAAGAGAACCUGCCACUGGGGCUUUGAUUCAGCCAAAUGGCGCUGCUAUGUGCAGCUGAGCCGUAAAUAUGUAGAAGCAUCGGAUGAAGCACUUUUUAAAAGGUAUCUUGAAGAAAUGAAAGGGCGAUUCAACUUCAGUAGCCAGCGAAAAAGAAUGCUUGCAAAGCAGUCUGUCUCAGAAGAACAUCAGCCCAAGAAGGCACAGUUAGAGCACACUGGUUCUCAAGAUGAGGCUUCUGAGAAGGUCUUUGACAGAAAGAAUGAUUCUCAGCACACCCUGACAUUCCAGCAUUGCUAUCCAGUCAUCAAACAAGAAGUCGAUCAUCUGACUCAGCCACAUCCUUCAGUGAUCCAUCCAAGCUGUCUUUUAUAUAUGUACGAUAAGGUGAUAGCUCCAAAUGUUUCAUUGGCUCCACCUUUACAACGAUGUAGAGAUGCCACUAAGCGGGUGAAUAAAGAAUCUGCGAUGGACACGUCCACAAGUUUGGAAGAGGAGGUGAAACAUCGGAAAGAAAAUGUGAAUAAGAAGCUGAUUUCAUAUUAUGCACCAUCUCCAGAAGAGGAAGGAAGCAACACCUCAUUUGCAGAUUCCUACCGUUCAUGUCACCGAGCUUCAGUCUCUUCUAUUGCAGAUGAAGAAUAUAUCAAGUGUGAAAGUGUCAGCAACAAAAAUAAAGAGGGGAUUCCCACGGACUUAAGUAGCAAUUCGUCACGUACUGAUAAAGAGACUCGUAAUUCUUCUCUGCACAUUGGAGAGCGCACAGAGGAGGAGAAUGAAAAAAUAGUGGAACAAAUCAUGAAGACUUACUGUCUACAGCAGGAGAAACUGAACACCACAAUUCACCAGAAGAAGCAUUUGCAAAUGGAAGUGGAGUUAUUGCAAGUGACAAAGAGGAUGAAACUGAAGGAAUUGAGUGAGGAGAAGCUCGGUCUGCAGCAAGAGCUGGAUUCUCUGCAGUCUGACCAUGCACAGAGAAUGAGUGCAUCUCAUGAUGAACAGGCCGACUUAGAAUGGCGGCUGGAACAGCUGAAGCAAGGCUGUCUGUGUGAUCAUACUACAGGAAAGAGCCAAGAGGCUGAGUACACUGCACAGUUAGCCGAGCUGAGACAAAGGCUGGACCGAGCGGAAGCAGAUCGCCGGGAACUCCAAGAAGAGCUGAGGUGUGAGCGCGAGGCACGGGAGAAGCUGGAAGCCAUGGUGAAGGAACUGAAGCUUCAGAUCAUAGAAACUUCCAGAAAUAAGGGCAGCACUGAAGUGAACUCUGUAACAAACUGAUGAGAGCAAAAUCUCCUUCGAAGCGCCCGCAACUUUGAUGUGAAGUAAUUUUUUUUAGAAAUUACUUUCAAAAACGACUGGUGAAUUCAAGUCUGGAAGGAAUCUGUGCAAUUGAGUAACAGUUGCUUUGAAUACUGGAGUUAAUUGUAAUUAAUCCAGUUUAGAGCAAAAAUCUAGAAAGAAAAGUUUAAACUAAUUCAGUUUUGUAUAUAAAUAUAUAUAAUGCACUCGUUAAAUAUCUACAUAAUAAAAUGGCUAAGCAUGGGAGAUAUGUUAUUUGAUAACUUUUGAAAAUUUAUAUGCAUGCAGAGCCAGUCAAACAUAAAACCUGUUCUCUGUGCUCUUUCCCAUUGCCUUUAUAAAUGGCUUUUGUUAAAAUCACCAGUUGCAUCGGUCCCUGUGCUUUGUUCGUUGCCGAACCCUGUUUACUUCAUAUUGGCACAAUAUGCAAGAAAACCUGUUUUGUAAUUUACUGCAGUUUGGUUGUUCAGAAAACUUCAGCUUUAUUCUCUGGAUUUGCAUGUGUUCUUUAUCGCUGCUCCUGCCCCUCAGUUCCUCUGUACCAAUUGCUCUAAUGUGCAGGGCAGGCCAGGGGGAUUAACCUUGAAUUUGAUUUACAAAGAUAGCAAUUUUACAAAGAUUUCUCUUUUUACAAAAUCCUGAAGUGGGCCCUAAAUUAUUCCAUCCCAUUAUUAUUCUGAAAAUGUAAAAUAUAUAAACUGUAGCAGACAUGGCUAUGGCUUUUCACAGUUUCUUCUAAAAGUGGCUGUAUAUGAUCAUUGAUGUAAAUUCCAAGCUCUAUUUUCUACAAUUUCUUUUCUUAUUUAUGAGUGGACUGCUCUGGUUUCUGAGGCACUGUUCUCUGAGGGUACUGCCUCCCUUGCAUCUCACUCUGCUCUUGGAUGGGAGCUGUGCCAAUGAGUGCUAUUAGACUCAUUAAAUCAUUCACACUGAAGCCUGGUUGUGUACUCUGCUGAUCCACAAAUGCCUCUUGCAACUGAAGCCAUUGGGCAUUAAUCAAUGGACUGGCUUACUGUUUGCCUCCGUUUAAAGCUAACUGCAGACCCUUUGCAGCAGUUGAAGUUAGCCACAGAAACAAUUUCAUAUUAAAACUGUGGCCGCCUUGGUCUGUACGACGACAGGGAGUGUGUUGUCUGUAACCAUUUACAGUGUCCCAAAAGUUUGAUCACUUCUCUAAAGUAAUACCUGAAGCUUGAAGAAAGGAAUAAAUAGAUAUUUGGAAACUAAAAUAAUUAUGAUGGUGUUAAUUCUCAUGGAACACUGGCUUUUCUCUGCAGAUACAACUGCAUUCUUGAAUUUAUUCCAUACAUGUACACAGAAAAAUGGAAUAUUUUAUUGUCAACUUAACAACCUGUAUACAGUCGGCCCUCCUUAUCUGUGAAUUCCGCAUGCGCGAUUUCAACCAACCGCGAAUCGCGAAAACCUGGAAGUGCUCUUCCAGCACUUGUUUGAGCAUGUACAGACUUUUUUUUCUUGUCAUUAUUCCCUAAACAAUGCAGUAUAACAACUAUUUACAUAGCAUUUACAUUGUAUUAGUUAUUAUAAGUAAUCUAGAGAUGAUUUGAAGUAUACGGGAGGAUGUGCAUGGGUUAUUGUAGAUCGGGAUAAAAAAAAAAUCGUAAGUUCUCUUACUAAGUAAGUCAGAACAGGUACAUCCGGUAUUAUUUAGCGUAGUUAGUCAAACGUUUGUUUUCGUAUAUAUCUUACCUUUUUGUGAAUAUAAAACACUUAAGAACGUAUGUUUCAGUACCGGGCUCAGGAACGGAAGUUACUGAGUUUGAUCUAGUGACAUUUCGCUCCUGAGUGCGCUCUCCACUGUGCCGGGUUGAUGUGGAGGAUCAAAAACCCAAUAAUUAAACCACUGCGUUGCUUAGUAAUAAUUGUAGCUUUCAUUGGGGCAGAGCCUUUCUCACUUUAUCCUUUAAAAUUGUUCCGAUCGUUGACCGACGUAGCCUAAUGCUGUUCCAGUGACCGAUGGUGUUUCACCUCUUUCCGAUCGCUUUAUUAUUUCCACUUUAUUUUGAAUUGUGAUUGUGAUUAUUUUCAUGAACGCAAACACUGUGGAUUCAGAGUUCUGCCAUUGAGUCCUAACGUGCACCACACUGAGCCAGGUUAAAUAAGUUCUAGGAUUCCACUGGGUCCGAAGGUCCACUGAAUCGAUACAGGUUGAACAAGGGACUUGAGCAUCCGCAAAUUUUGGUAUCCACGAGGGGUCCCGGAACCAAUCCCUCGCAGAUAAGGAGGGCCGACUGUAUUACCUUUUAGUUGCUACUGUGACGCCAUUCACUUCAAUACUGUGUGACAUUAUCAGGUGCAUGCUGGUGUGAUAAAUAAUUAACCAUUUUAUUUUGAGUGAACCCAACUGACCUACCAUCCUUCUCACCACCACCACCCCCAUGGUGCUCUGUCCCAUCCAAUUCCUUCUUCUUUACACCUUUACCUCUACCACAUAUCUCCUCCCAUUUUCCUACUUCAUCACCAACCUACCUUCCCUCUCACCUGGCUUCACCUAUCACCUUCUCACCUGUACUCCUUCCCUUCCCCUCACCUUAUUCUGGCUUCUUCUCAUUUCCUUCCCAGACCUGCUGAAAGGUCUCAGCCUGAAACAAUGACUUAUUCCGCUCCACAGAUGCUGCCUGACCUGCUGAGUUCCUCCAGCAUUCUGUGUGUGUUGCUCUGGAUUUGCAGCAUCUGCAAAAUCUCUUGUGUUUAUGCAAGAGAUACAAUAUGAUAUUGUUUUAACAACCACAUCUGGUUAUGUCAUUCCUGCACUGCUUAAUAUUGCAAAGGGAUUUAAUGAAAUGCUUACCUCUUUAAAAAUCCAGCAAAGAAUUUUCAAAACUAGACCCAAUCUGGAUUUUUAGGAAUAAACUGUAAAUCAAAAGUGAAAAUUGUUGAGAAAUAUAAGUAACACUAAAGAAAAAUAAAUGAAAAUGAAGCAAUUCUUAAUUAAAAAUCUCACCUGUCUCUGGUGUUGGUGGCAGCACUGAAAACCUUGCGCUUCCCAAUCAGCCAUCAGAAAUAUUCACAACUGGCUGAAAUAUGGGACAGGACUAUUCAGAUUCUUUACUCCUCUUCAUAGAUGCUGCUUGACCUGCUGAGUUCCUCCAGUACUUUUUGUGUGUUAAUCUGGAUUUCCAGCGUCUCCAAGCCUCAUGUGUUUACCGGUUUAUUGCUUAGGCUCCCCUUUGGAAUCUGUGGUUUUGAAGCUUAAUGCCUUGCAGUCCCUUCCACAUAGGGCCCUCUGUUUGUCAGGGUCGGUCAUGGAUAUAGCGUCCUAGCUGUCUACAUGAUACGCUUGCUGGUACACAAGGCAGGGAGUUACGAAAUGGAGAGCAAGCUAUUGCCUGUGCAGCAGGCUCCCCUUCUCCCUGCAGCUGACGAAUCAAAGGGAACAGCAGAGACAAAUACAGUUUGGCACUGGCUCACAGUCAGCGUUAGAAACAUAGAAAGCCUACAGCACAAUACAGGCCCUUCGGCUCACAAAGCUGUGCUGAACAUUUUCUUACCUUAGAAAUUACCUAGGGUUAUCCAUAGUCCUCUACUUUUCUAAGCUCCACAUACCUGUCCAGGAGUCUUUUAAAAGACCCUAUCAUAUCCGCCUCCACCACUGUCGCUGGCAGCCCAUUCCACACACUCACCACUCUCUGUUUAAGGAAACUUACCCCUGUCAUCUCCUUUGUACCUACUUCCAAGUACCUUAAAACUGUGCCUUCUCGUGAUAACCAUUUCAGCCCUGGGGAAAAAAGCCUCUGACUAUCCACAUGAUCAAUGCCUCUCAUAAUCUUAUACACCUCUAUCAGGUCACCUCAUCCUCUGUCAAUUGAAUGCAAUGUAGGAAUUCCUUAGGGAUCCUAUCUCUGGAUUUUUACUCUAGCUUUACUCCCGAAGCCUUCUCCAUGACUGGGUAUAGCCGCAAGGUAGUGAAGGUUUGAGAUAAAAGUUUUCCUUCUCGUAGGUGAGCUGCCAACCAUGGCUAUUGAAUUCCAUCUGCCUGCAGCUACGGGUUUUAAGGCACCAGUAACCCACCUUGAAAUGGAACUGAUUCUGCCAGCUUCAUAGCUGAACCGUGUGUACAGGCCAGAGCUGGAUUUGGUUGUCAGAGGCUAUUUGAGACUCCACCCACCCCCACAACCCCUGGCUAUGACAACCUUAAGGAACCCUUCCA